Messenger RNA from Lactuca virosa, 2916 nucleotides. The record is from the annotation of a GenBank genome assembly. NCBI's taxonomy places the organism in Eukaryota, Viridiplantae, Streptophyta, Magnoliopsida, Asterales, Asteraceae.
GAAAAGAGAGGAUUUGGGUCUAAAACCCCCAAAAGGUUUGAUCUUUGAAUAGAGAGCCAGUAAAAUAGUCGGAUUCAACUCCCCGACCGGAAAAUGGCGGCUGGAGGCGGCGGAGGGAGGGCAAUCAGGGUGCUGAAUGUAGCAGAGAAACCGUCGGUGGCAAAGACGGUAUCAGGAAUAUUAUCGAGGGGCCAGGGGUUAAGAACGCGAGAGGGGAGGUCAAGGUACAACAAAGUGUUCGAGUUCAAUUACACGAUUCAAGGACAGCCUUGUCAGAUGAUGUUCACAUCGGUCACUGGACAUCUAAUGGAAAUAGAGUUUGAAAGCCGCUAUCGGAAGUGGAACUCUUGCGACCCCGUCGAUCUAUUUCAAGCACCCAUCCGCAAACAUGUCCCCGAGGACAAAUUAGACAUCAAAAAGACCUUGGAGGAGGAAGCGAGAAAAUGUCAAUGGCUUGUAUUGUGGCUUGAUUGUGAUAGAGAAGGAGAAAACAUUGCAUUUGAAGUCGUGGAAGUUUGCUCAAAUGCAAAUUCUCAUCUCGAUAUAUGGAGGGCUCGUUUCUCUUCAUUAAUCGAUAGGGAAAUCCACCAAUCUGCACAAAAUCUUGUACGCCCUAAUCAGUUAUUUUCAGAUGCAGUUGAUGUUAGGCAAGAAAUAGAUCUUCGAAUUGGUGCUUCAUUUACAAGAUUUCAAACAAUGUUAUUGAAAGAUGCAUUUGCUUUUAACUUUUCUACAGAUGGCAGAAGCCUUGUUCUAAGCUAUGGUCCUUGUCAGUUUCCCACAUUGGGAUUUGUUGUGGAAAGAUAUUGGGAGAUACAAGCACAUGAACCUGAAGAAUUUUGGAAGAUUCAGUGCACUCAUACAGCUGAUGAAGGCACUUCUACUUUUAAUUGGAUGCGUGGGCAUUUGUUUGAUUACACAUGUGCAGUAUUACUUUAUGAAAUGUGUCUUCAAGAACCCAUUGCAACUGUGACAAAAGUUAGGCAGCAGGAGAGACUAAAAUACCCUCCACAUCCUUUGAACACUAUUGAGCUAGAGAAACGAGCUUCACGUUAUUUCAGGAUGAGUUCUGAACAAACCAUGAAGAUUGCAGAAGACCUUUACCAAUCUGGUUUCAUAAGCUACCCUCGUACAGAAACCGAUUCCUUUUCAUCAAGAACCGAUUUACAUAUACUUGUACAAGAACAACAAGAGCAUCCAGUGUGGGGCCCAUAUGCCAAAAGGUUAUUAGAUCCUUCAUCAGGACUCUGGAAAAAUCCAACCAAUGGUGGACAUGAUGACAAAGCACAUCCUCCCAUUCACCCUACAAAAUACUCAUCUGGUGAAUCUGGUUGGAGUGAGGAUCAUCGUAAACUGUAUGAGCUGGUUGUUAGACAUUAUUUGGCAUGUGUAUCUCAACCUGCUGUUGGAGCUGAAACCACAGUAGAGAUUGAUAUUGCUGGAGAGAUGUUUUCAGCAUUGGGGAGGACAAUAGUUGCUAAAAAUUAUUUGGAAGUUUACAGAUUUGAAACAUGGGGUGGAUCACUUAUCCCAAAUUACACAUUUGGACAGCAGUUCACUCCAACAUCAUUGACUCUUGAGUCAGGGAUUACUAGACCACCUCCCCUCUUAAGUGAAGCUGAUCUUUUAGAUUGUAUGGAUAAGGCUGGAAUUGGCACAGAUGCAACAAUGCAUGAUCACAUUAAAAAGCUAACUGAUCGGUUUUAUGCUACUAAAGAAUCACAACAUUUCAAGCCAACUAAUCUUGGUGAGGCAUUAGUUAUGGGAUAUGAUGAUAUGGGGUAUGAGCUAUGGAAACCAUAUCUUAGGAGUAUGAUGGAAAUGGAUAUGAAAGCAGUUAGUGAAGGAAACAAGAGAAAAAAUGAUGUUCUUGCUACUUGUUUGCAGCAGAUGAAGGAUUGCUUUUUAGAUGCAAGGUUAAAUAAAGUAAAACUCUUUGAAGCCUUGGAGAUAUUCUUUGACAGAACAAAUAAUGCUGGAGGAACAGGGCAACAGAGUUUUGGAGAAAAAAUCCGGAAAUGUGAUGUUUGUCAAGAUUCAGAUAUGGUUCUUAGAAAGAAACCGGAUGGAAAGUACAUGGUUGGUUGCUUGGGUUUUCCACAGUGUAGAAAUGUGAUCUGGCUUCCUGGAUCCUUAUCAGAAGCAACUGUCACCACAACUGUUUGCAAUACAUGCACUCCAGGACCUAUUUUGAAGAUUCAGUUUACAUUUCGAAGGCUUGAAAUACCACCAAAUUUCAAUGUCAAUCAUUUAGGUUGUGUUGGUGGGUGUGAUGAUAUUCUGAGAGAGCUUAUGGAAAUAUCUGGAACUGGACAUCGAAAUCCUUCAAGCAUACCAGCUAGAGGAAGAGGAGCCACUAACACUACCACUACGCCUUCUCAUACAACUACUCCAAAUAAUUUUAAUAAUAAUAAUAAUAAUAAUAAUAAUAAUAAUUUUAAUAAUAAUAAUAAUGAUAAUAAUAAUAAUAAUAAUCAGCAGAGUAGUUGCAGUUUUUGUCAUCAAACAGGACAUUCUUCAAGUGAUUGUUAUUCACUCACUUCUCAAUCGCGUAGUUCAAGAUCUCAAAGACUCAACAACUCAAAUAAUGGAGAUACACCGGUUCCUUGUAUUAUUUGUGGUGCACCUUGUGUUCUGAGAACUGCCAACACAGAAGCUAACAGGGGAAGAAAGUUUUACACUUGUCAAACACAGGGUUGCAAGUCUUUUAUGUGUUGGGAGGAUAGUGUCCCCACUACAAGAGCUACAACCACCGCUAGUCGGGGUGGCCGUGGCGGAGGUGGUGGUGGUGGUGGUGGUGUUGGUGGGAGAUUUGUGUCGGCCAUUGGUGAACCUGUUUCCGGGAGAAGUUGUUUUAUUUGUGGUGAUCCGUCACAUUUUGCAAAUGUUUGUCCAAAUCGUGGUAUGCGAAAUUAA